Molecule: messenger RNA, 2007 nt
Organism: Lagenorhynchus albirostris (white-beaked dolphin)
Lineage: Eukaryota; Metazoa; Chordata; Mammalia; Artiodactyla; Delphinidae
Gene: IRF2
Product: interferon regulatory factor 2
Exons: 10
Coding region: 345-1394 (349 amino acids)
Biological process (GO): immune system process; regulation of transcription by RNA polymerase II
Cellular component (GO): nucleus
Molecular function (GO): RNA polymerase II cis-regulatory region sequence-specific DNA binding; DNA-binding transcription factor activity, RNA polymerase II-specific
Source: RefSeq, a predicted model, not a curated record
GCUUCGCAGUUUCCUCUCCUUGUUUUGCUUUCGAUCUGGACUGUUCUCAGGCAAGCCGGGGAGUAACUUUUAGUUUUGUUCCUGCGAUUAUUCAACUGACGGGCUUUCAUUUCCAUUUCACACAUCCUAGCAACACUUAAGCCUUGCGGAAUUGUAUUGAUAGCGUGAAAAAGCACACUGAGAGACGGAAAAUGCUGAGGUUCAUAAAUAUUAAUACUGAUUUUUGGAGGAACAGUCGGCGCUGUUAUGGAUCAUCUGAUUUUAGGGGAAGCAGGUUCUGCUGCUGUUGCUGCUGCUACUGGGGCUGCUGAGGCUGCGAGGAGGAGGAGGAGGAGAAGGGCACCAUGCCGGUGGAGAGGAUGCGCAUGCGCCCGUGGCUGGAAGAACAGAUCAACUCAAACACGAUACCAGGGCUGAAGUGGCUUAACAAGGAAAAGAAGAUUUUUCAGAUCCCCUGGAUGCAUGCAGCUAGACACGGGUGGGAUGUGGAAAAAGAUGCACCGCUCUUUAGAAACUGGGCCAUCCAUACAGGAAAGCAUCAACCAGGAGUAGAUAAACCCGAUCCAAAAACAUGGAAGGCGAAUUUUCGAUGUGCCAUGAACUCUCUGCCUGACAUUGAAGAAGUCAAAGAUAAAAGCAUAAAGAAAGGAAACAACGCCUUCCGAGUCUACCGAAUGUUGCCUUUAUCUGAACGACCUUCUAAGAAAGGAAAGAAACCAAAGACAGAAAAAGAAGACAGAGUGAAGCACAUCAAGCAAGAACCAGUUGAGUCAUCUUUGGGGCUUAGUAAUGGAGUAAGUGAUCUUUCUCCUGAGUAUGCGGCCCUGACUUCAGCUAUAAAAAAUGAAGUGGAUAGUACGGUGAACAUCAUAGUCGUAGGACAGUCACAUCUGGACAGCAACAUUGAGGAUCAAGAGAUUGUCACUAAUCCACCAGACAUCUGCCAAGUUGUGGAAGUGACCACUGAGAGUGAUGAACAGGCGGUCAGCAUGAGCGAGCUCUACCCCCUGCAGAUCUCCCCCGUGUCUUCCUACGCAGAAAGCGAAACUACGGACAGUGUGCCCAGUGAUGAAGAGAGCUCGGAGGGCCGACCACACUGGCGGAAGAGGAACAUUGAAGGCAAACAGUACCUCAGCAACAUGGGGACACGAAGCACGUACCUGCUACCCAGCAUGGCGACCUUCGUCACUUCCAACAAGCCCGACCUCCAGGUCACCAUCAAAGAGGAGAGCUGUCCCGUGCCUUACAACAGCUCCUGGCCCCCGUUCCCAGACCUCCCCCUCGCCCCCUCCGUGACCCCAGCGCCCAGCAGCAGCCGGCCAGACCGGGAGACCCGGGCCAGCGUCAUCAAGAAGACCUCCGACAUCACCCAGGCCCGCGUCAAGAGCUGUUAAGCCUUCCACUUCCCCUGGUGGUUGUUGGGAUUUCUUGGCUUUGUUUUAUUGUUUGUUUGUAUUAUAUUUUUCUUUCUGACACCUAUUUUAGACGAAUCUUAAGGGAAAAAGCCUUGACAAUAGAACUUUGAUUGCUGUGUCCAACUCCAGUACUGGAGCUUCUUUUUAACUCAGGACUCCAGCCCCUUGGUAGACGCAUAUCUCUAGAGCCUGCUGGAUCUCCCAGGGCUGCUCCCUCAAGUUCAAGGACGUCAUAGGACCAACACCCACACGGGCAGUGAGGUGCUGCAUUGCCUGCGGUCAAGGCCAGCAUGGUGGAACGGAUGCCUCUGAAUGGAGGAGAAAAUGUGAACUAGCUGGAAUUUUUUAUUCUUGUGAAUAUGUACAUAGGGCAGUACUAGCGACGUUGCAGUCUGCUUCUGCACCUUAUCUUAAAGCACUUACAGAUAGACCUUCUCGUGACCCUGCUCUGUUUCAUAGCACAGUCAGCACCCCUCUUCCCUCCUCCCCGCCUCCCCCUUCCCAUCUCCUCCUCUUGCUUUGCAGCCCCUCCCCUCCCAGCCCCUCCCCUCGUUUGCCUCCCCUUCAUCCCACCCCCUCCCCUCCCUCCCCU